Messenger RNA from Pseudogymnoascus verrucosus, 3411 nucleotides. RefSeq lists its product as uncharacterized. Gene Ontology annotation, biological process: carbohydrate metabolic process. The transcript is spliced from 4 exons. Lineage: Eukaryota; Fungi; Ascomycota; Leotiomycetes; Thelebolales; Thelebolaceae. The record is from RefSeq and is a predicted model, not a curated record. Bases 55 to 3411 code for a protein of 1118 amino acids.
CUUCAAACAAACAUUAGAAAAGCCAGGCAAUCCGUGCUAUUUUGAAACUCUAUCAUGGCAUCUAUUAUGUUUUCCCAGAGAACUCUCUAUCGCCAUAAAUUCUGGGCGAUACUGUUUACUUUGAUCUCGGUUGUGGCUUGCGAGCGUGAUUCUUCUUAUAUCAGCCAGAAGCAAUUCGCUCCUGUGGGUAUUGCCUUGGGGAAUUCACCUUCGUGGAAUACAACCAAAGGCGGAUCCUUCCAAUUGACGCCAUCGACGCCUAUUGCGACAUUGGACUAUGGAACUGAGGCCGCUGGCUAUCCUUUCUUCGCCGUCUCAUCUGUCACUGGACGUGUCCAGAUAGAGGUCAAAUACUCCGAGGAGUUUAAUGGCUUGCUCGCCAAUUUCUCUGAUGGACCUCUUCCAUUUAACAUCGGACUCUCAAACUCGUACCGAGUAGAGACAUUCCAAGUCACUAAGUCAGGGUACUUAGAGGCCUUUCUCCUCCAGGGUGGUCAAAGGUGGCAAUCGAUACGUCUUCUGACUGAGGGAGCCAUUACCUUCUCAUCCGUUGGUUUUGUUCCCUCAGUCCCAAUCUUAGAUAUCGAUCAUAUCCCAGGGCAAUUCAAAUGUGACGACGACAGGCUCAACAACAUAUGGAGACUUGGAGCCAAAGCUUCGACAAUGUCGUGCAUCGGCCAAGGCUCCCAGAAAGCGAUGUGGCAGGUGAACCCAACUGGUGCCUCUAUACGCGGCAUGAGAUCUGGUCUUAGCGCGAAAGGCGCCUUCCUAAAAGAUUACACAUUGGAAUUUGAUGCACGUAUCGAACGAGGCGGCAUUGGCUGGGUGGUGGCCCACCCACUUGCAUCGCCAGCUAAGGGCAUUCAAUUGAAUCUCGUCGGCAACCUCCCCCCUUCAACGAGCUUUGUUAAUACUAAUACGUCUCUCACUCCUGCCAAUUCUGUCGUACUUGGUUAUGGGUACUCGAUUGUCAAUGUCACAACUCUCACUUCGUACCUCCUCGAUACCUUCCAAACACCAUUCUCAAUUGAGGAAAAUACUUGGUACAAAGUUCUGACCGUGCUAACGGGAGGCCAGUAUCUCUAUGUUUCGAUUGAGGGCACCCAAGUCUUCAACGUCUCAUUAAACUCAUACUAUACGGGUGGGGCUGCAAUCCCUACUCGAGGCUCAUUCGGCUUCGGCGGGUGGCAAGACCAGUGGGGAACUAUCCGAAAUGUCACUGUCACAGAUACCACAAAUGGCACAACAAUCUACCAUAAUCCUAUGACAGACAGCUCCUCUGUUAUUGCGGAGUACGGCGUUCACUCCAACUAUGCCCCCAUUUGCCUUGAUGGGCCCAAACGUGACCGUCUUGCCUGGCUCGGAGAUUUCUACCACACCGUGCGCGUGGUUGGCGCAAGUACAGCGCGUCACGAUCUCAUCAAAGGAACACUCUCAUACUUCUUGAGCUGGCAAACCCCUACUGGACUGCUGCCGUAUGCCAUACCCAUUAGUUACUCUCCCUCCAUCGCCUACAGCGCUUUUGCAAACGGCGCUGGUGGUCAGUUGUUCGGCUACGAGAUCUGGGGUGUUAUUCUGGCUGACUACCAGAUUCCUGGCUUGCUCUCGUUCACUAAUUACAUAGCUCUAAGCAAUGACCUUGACUACGCCCGCACGACCUGGUCGCAAUGGCAAUUGCAAAUUGGGUGGUUGUUAAGCCAGAUCGACGGUUCUACCAACCUGCUUUCCCUUGGCAACGCCUUCCUUGGGCCCGGGAUCGCGGGUUCUGCUGUCAAUUGCGCAUUAGUCCAGGCCCUAGACACGUCCGCUCAAGUGGCUACCGCCAUCAAUGACACCCAAUCUGCAUCCAGGUACUUUACUGCAGCCACGAAUCUAGCAGCAGCUGUCAACAAGAAUCUCUGGAACCCAACACUAGGGGUCUACGCUCUUGCUAUCGACUCUCCAAGUGAUUACUCUGUCAGUGCCUGUGGCUUUUGUAUCACUUCCGGGACUGCCAAUGCCAGCCAGGCCACAGCAUUUCUGUCAGCUAUGGAGACCCUCCGCCUCGGGCCCGGCUACAAAGACUCGACGAAGUCUAACAGCUUGGAUGCCACAGUUAAUAUAUCGCCUAACACCAACGGCUUCCUUCUCGGGGCCCUACUAUCGCAAUCGCCGGUGCAACGAAAUAUCACUGGUAUAAGUUCUGUGGCCAAGGACCUCCUCUACUCUCUUUGGGGAGCAAUGUUAGCGGACAAAAGGACGUCUACAGGGGCAAGCUGGGAAUACCUCUCUGUGGCAGGCACGCCGGGGCUGGGAUUAUUUACAAGUCUAUCGCAUCCCUGGGGUGGGGCGCCCACGUAUCUGCUGACGGAAUGGGUAGCGGGCAUCCGACCUGCCGCAGGGCGACACAGAAUCUUCCUUCAUAGAGAUUUCAUCAUGAAGUUAUAUAGCCAGGUUCUGGUCCUUCUUGGCCUGGUGUGUUGCGCCAUUGCAGCCACUGCAAGCCAGAGCAACUCGGUAAAUGGGCUGGAUUUUGUUUAUCCGUAUCCUGUUAAAAGCUAUCGGUUCACCUCGCAGAGGAAGAAGUUGACUAUGUCAUACAUGGACGUUUCUCCAAAGGGAACUUCAAAAGGAAACAUCGUCCUUCUCCAUGGCAAGAACUUCUGUGGCGCCACUUGGAUAGCGACUAUCAAAGUCCUUGUCGAAGAUGGGUAUCGCGUUGUCGUUCCUGAUCAAGUGGGAUUCUGCAAAUCGACGAAGCCCAGCGAAUAUCAAUUUACGCUAGAAGCUCUAGCUACAAACACCAACGGCCUUCUCCACGAGAUAGGAAUCACGAAUGCCACGAUUAUGGGUCAUUCAAUGGGUGGCAUGCUGGCCGGACGAUACGCUCUUAUGUUUCCUACGGAGACCUACCGCCUCGUGAUGGUUGAUCCCCUUGGUCUUGAAAACUGGUUCGCCCUUGGAGUUCCAUAUCAAAUUCCAGAUGCCUCAUACCUAACGGAGCUGGCUACGACAUAUACUAGCAUCAGAAAUUAUCAGCAAGCUACCUACUACUCUGGAACUUGGGAGGAUUCCUACGAUGUCUGGGUUUAUAUGCUCCUUAGUAUCUAUGAGGGUCCAUUGGGAGACCACUUUGCGUGGAAUAUGGCCGCUACAACCGACAUGGUUUUUACUCAACCUAUCAUCUACGAACUUCCUAACUUGAAAAUGGAAUCUCUUCUUGUGGUCGGCGGCAAGGAUAACACAGCGAUUGGAAAGGCGUGGGCACCAGAUGCCGUCAAGCCAUUGUUAGGUCAGUACGAGAUUCUAGGCAAGCAAGUCUCAGCACAAAUUCCUGGAUGUACUUUGGUUGAAUUCCCCGAUCUUGGUCAUUCUCCUCAAAUCCAAGACCCAGACAGUUUCCAUGCGGCAUUGCUGAACUGGUUGCCAUGA